UAUUUGUUUCUUGGUUCUGCAGUAAGCUGGAGUUUUCUGAAAUUUAGCUCAGUCAACCCCCACCCCCUACUGGGGUUUGGUCCCAGGAAUUCACAUUAAGCUACAUCUUCAGGCCACUUUAAAUUUUGAGACAGGGUCUUUUCAAAUUCCCCAGGGUGCCCUCUAACUUUAAAUCCUCCUAACUCAGCCUCAUGAGUACCAUGAGCUUUCACCUUGCAAAAGUCUUAAAUGUUUAUUUACCACUUCAUAUUGUUAAUCAAAAGUAAUUUUUCUAUCUUGAAGUUGCCUAUGGGUAAGGUUUUCCAUCUUUUAUUUGUAUGUAUUUUUGUCCAAGGAGUUUUUCCUAUAAUUGACAAAAUGACACAAAAGUACCUUGCUCAUUCAGAAAAGGAACAUCUAUAGUUAUUGUUGACCUCCUUAAUUGCUCAUUUGUAGGUCAACUGAUCAAGUACGCAUUCUAUAAAUUAAAAUUGAGUUUGCUGAUGCUUUCAGCAGGACUAUUACAUUUUCUUUGUCAAAGUGAUUCUAUUAAUAGCUUUACUUUUAGUUUAUUUACCAAAGCAUUGUUACGGCAUUUUCAUAGUAACAUACAGUCUUAGAAAAACGACUAAUGUCUAACUGUAGCUAAAUAUUGGGCAAAUUGCUAAUUACAUCUCUGAACCUGAUUUCAUGGACUCAUGCAAAAGGUACCCAAAAGUGUAAUAUCUACUGUAAAUGUGUUGCUUUUAUUACUCCCGUGACCCAGCAAGAACACCACUUGAAUUUCUUUUCUUUUUGGGUACAUUUCUUGAGGGAGACAGGGCACAGCUAAUACUAUCUGAUAUUUGUUUUAAUAGUUAUAAGCCUGAUCAGAUUUUGUGCUUGACAUAAUUUUUAAAACUGAUUUGGCUAGGACUGCCAAACCCAAACUUCCUAGCACUGUAACAUGUUUGUUUCAUCCUAGAUUCAAAUCUCAGCCCUCAGUCCCUAACUUCAAACAUUUUCUGUCUCAAUUUUCUUGUUACUGUGGUGUUUGCACAAUUGAGUUUCAAGACGUCUAUCCUGCUUUGUUCUUUCAUUGAUCUCUAUGUAUGAAAGCUUUGUUUAACUUUUUCUGAGAAAUCUUUUUCCUGAGAUGCAUGAGGCCCUUCUAGAAGGAAUUUAAGCUUUGCCAGUUGUAGGCAUUGUAGAGAUUUUACUGGUGUCAUCUUAUAGCAGGUGACUCUCAGUUAAGCAUCCCUGGGUACCUCUUACUAUUUUUAAAACUACUCACGCCUUGGGUGGUUUUCACAAAAUGCUGGCUGCUUCUCCCUGCCUUAUGACUUCUUGUAGCUGUUUCAAGAGAAAAUAUUGUAAGGUUUUCUACAUUACACUGUUCUAGUAAGAAGUCUCAGGACUUUGUUAUCUUGAGACUCAUUAAACAUAACUUUUUGGAUAUAUAAUUUAAAAAUCACUUUAUUAAAUGCAUGCAGUGCUUUAUAAAUGAGAGAAUUACAAAGAAGUUGCUUUGCUUUAUAACGCAGCCGAACCACACAGCAAGCAGCCUAGUGUGGGGUGGUUUUACUUCAGGGAAAAGUGGGACUAUACUUUGGUUCUAGCUCUUCAACUUCAAAAUCUUCAGCCGCUCGCCGUGAAAUGGGGCAGGAAUUUCAGGUCCUAAUUCAGGACUGUUACCCACUAAAGGUGAAUUUGUCUUUUUUUUUUUCCCUGUCCUUCUUUAACAACAAUGUAUAGAUUCACCCAUUUUCCCAUCCCCUACUGUUAGUGCCAGGACCAGAUACCCUGAUCCGGCAGGGGUUACCCUCAGGAGUCUCCCUCAAGGUGAGAAUAGGUACUAAUCCGUAUCCUAGAUGGGGAGGAAAUCCCUUAAAACACAAAGAAGUUUCAGAAAAAUACCACACUCCGGACCAAAUGAAACAUUACCAGAUCCUGGUUCACCUUCGCAGUAUCUGUAAAAGCUGCUCUUUUUUAUUACCGAGCCAUUGUGAUCUCCAUCAGAGCUGUGACCUGUUCAGUUAGUUUUUCUUCUCAAGCUGAAGUCAUUUUCACUUUGUUUUUUUCCUCAAAGCUUUUGACUGUAAUGUUGUGUCAUUGCCUUGGUUUUAAUUAUGAUCACAGAAGGAAGUUCUCCCACGUGUCCUGAAUGAACUGUACCUUUAUAAAAAAGAAAACUAAUACCUGAGCACUUGUGAAAUGGUGCAGGUAGAAUCUUCUGAAUACACGGGGCUGAGAUUUAGCUCAGUGGCCUAAAAAAGAACUUUCUGAAUAAAGUUCACUAACAACUUGCCAUUCUUUCCAUUCAAAGUAAAAUAUAUCCUCGAGUCUUCCUUCAGAUUCUAUUUUCUGUAUGCUUUAAAAACUUAUUCUUUAUUUUCCCUGAGAUACAUUUUAUUCAAGAAGAAAAGCAGCAGUGAAAUGCUAGAGGCAAGAAAUACUCAGCUGUGCAUGAAAUGUCAAUCAGGACUGGUAGGCAAGAGCUGGUAGGGGCUACAGUUUUGAUGCAGAGGAAAUGCAACCCCCUUAGGUGUGGGAUGUGCCAGGUUAGUGGUCCCACCACAUCAAGGAAUGAAGCUGAGAAGUAAAGGAAGAAGUCAGGAAAGUGUUAUUAGAACUAAGGAGAGAAGAUCAGUUCCUGUAUUGACAGGAGGGGUCCUGAACGGGGCGGCCACCGAGGCACUUUGUUGUGGGCUAUUUAUACAGUGGAGUCGCAGUGUGUGUACAACAUGGGUCAGACUACAGGGUUACAAGUAUAGCUGCUUAGCUAAUACUGAUCCAAUAGGGAGACGAGUCGCCGGGCAGCGCUGUAUGGAAGGAACAGAGGUGGUUUUAGGAAGGGAUGGGUUUCGAUGCUCUGGUCACCCACCUGAGCCGCUAACUGAUGCCUAGCUUGGACCAGCUGGAGCUAACUGCAGUAUAAUUCAAGUUCAGGCCUGGCUGUUGGGUCUUUAUCUUGAGGUCUAGCCUCCUUCAGAUGAGUGUCCAGCCAUAAUUCUAAUGCUAACUCUAAUUCCUUUAUAUUUAUUUUUUGCUGACUUCCUUGAGAGCCCCCUCUAGCUCUGUAUUUCCCGCUAACUUAGCUGCCUGUUAAUAGUUUAGGCCCUGAGAGGAAUAGAGAGCCAGUCCUGAGUUGUGUGGUUUUGUAAGCCGUGUCUCCAAGCUGGGGCUUGCCUGGUCUUUCACUUGACUCCGGGCCUAGGCAGCAGUGACCCUUAUGAAGACGGGACACUGAAGUAGUACUUGAUAUGAAGUCCUCAUUUCUUGAAAAGAAGAUGAGGUUUGUUUUAAGUCGUGGAGUAGCUCCAUCUCUUUAGCUUCUGUAGUCUUUCUUCAGAUUCAUCAAUGUUGCUUCAUGAAAGUUUGCAAAUGUGUGUUCAAAGAAUUGAAGUCUCAACUUUUUCAUCAGUUUGUUCUAAAAUUCUGUCCAUGAAUUUUUGUUGAAUCAAAUGAAGGUUUUCUAAAGUAUCUUUCUUUUGCUUGUUUUUGGGCUGCUGGGAAUUGAACCCAGGGUCUCAUGCACAAAGGCAAGAGCCCUACCUCUGAGCCACAUCCUAGCCCUGUCUAAUAUAUUAUCAGCUAAAUGAUUAAAAGCUCAGCUUCUUUGCAUUCUAAGGAAAGAAACAUUUGUGAUUGCGGGUGAAUUCUUCAUUUGUCUUCCAGAUCUGUCCAUCAGCACUGUCUCAGCAGACCCUGAAUGCGUGUCUCAAGGUGUUCUUUGCUUUUCAGUGUUGAGCAGUCAGCACUGAGCAGUGGUUGAUUUUCGAGCAUGUUAUUGCCAUAACAAUUUAUAAAUGCCUUGAACUCUGUCACUUGUAGACACACACAGUGCUUUUUGGCACAUAAUUUUAGUUUUAUUUAUUUAUUGAUUGAUUGAUUUUUAUCAGCGCCAGGGAUCAAACUCAUGACUGCCUGCUUGCAAGGCAGGCGCUUAUGCCGCUGAGCUAAAUCCCCAGCCCCUUGGCACAGAACUUUAAAUCACAUCCCACAGUGGCUUUGUGCUACAGUGCCUCCUCCUCCUACUCUAAAAGGUGCAUCUAAACUUCUUUACUUUCUGGAUUUCUUUCUUUACUGAUCCACAUCACAGUUUCUGUCAUUAUUAGUUGACUCAUAACUUCAACACUUGUGAUCCUCUGCACUGAGUCUGUUCUCUACAGAUUUGGUAAAGGGGAGCACUGUUUUGAGAAAGGUCCAUGCCGAGAGAAUGCCUACUGGUUCUUAGUUUCCCAUGGGAAGUCACGUUGAGGUUUUUGACCUCCCCACCAGGACCAGCGUUUCUGAGCUCCCUGGCGUCUCCCCGAACCAUAAAAUACAACCCUGAGGUGGCAGGAGGACCAUUUCCUUGCCGUGUGGACCCCCCUCUCCCUCUCCCUGCUUUACUGCAGACUCUGUCUGUCUCUUCAUAAUCGUUUCUUUACUUAAUAAAACAGUAUGUCACCUCCCUAUCUUUGACCUUACUUUUGAAAGCUGUAAGGACUCCAUGCUUUGAUCUCUUUUUGGCCCUAGAACAAUUCUCAUUUUGAAGCGUGGGCCCCUUGGUAUUUUGCUCCACAUUGUGUAACUUUCUUAGAAAGUUGCCAAAUUCUAAAAUAGGAGUUUCCCUAAACCACAUUGUUCCAGUGGAUGGUGUGUUUGACAAACUUCUGUCAUUAAAUGGUUGAAAGCCACCUUGAUUUGUGUUUCAGCUCCAAGGGGAAUUUAUUUGCUGAAAUCGCUAAAUAACCAAGGGUGAUUCUAGUGAGGGCAGUUGCAUGCAGUUUUCAGUGACAAUUUCCAGGAAUCUGCUGCUUUCUGUCAUGCGACUUUGAUUUCUUUUAUGUUGGAUUUCUGCUCAAUUCAGUUUGCCCCAGAAAUGCAAUUUUUAGUUGUCAGCAAAAGCAGUACUUUUGGGUUUUCUGCUUGGCUUUAAGCUUAAGCUUCUCCCUUCAUGAUCUCAUAGAAGAAUUUAAAGCUGUACUCCUGUUCAAGUGAGACAAGAUAUAAAGAGAUUAAUUAAAGAAAUGAUAAGCCCCGCCCAAGAGAACACAGAUGGAAGAACUGAGGAAAUCAGAAAAGAAAGAGAAACUUCUGAAGAAGAAUUUAAACAUAACUUAGAAUACAUGAAACAGAUCCAAAGAGAAUACCAGGAAACUAAAAACUCUAUUGAACACUGGAAAAAUGCCUUGACAGAAACUAAAGACAGCCUUCUGAAACUUGAAGAGAGAUUUAUGGCAUAUGAUCAUGAAAGAAAAAGCCUUUAAAAAAUAACAAGGAACCAGAAAGAAGCAAUUCAAAAACUAGAAGAUGACAAAAAGAUACAUAACUUAAGAAUAAAGAAUGUGAGUGAGGAAGCAGGAGCAACCAAAAAUGAAAUACAAAGAAUAUUCACAGAUACAUUAAAGCAAAAUUUCCCAUAUUUAGCAAAAAGAAAUGAUAUCCAGAUAAAAGAGGCAUACAGAACACCAGCUACCUAUAACCAAAACAGAUCUACGCCUAGACAUAUAAUAAUAAUAAAGAUUCCAGAAAUCCACCAAAAGAACAGAAUAUUAAAAGCAGCCAAAGAAAAUAUGCAGAUUACCUACGACGGGAAAACUAUCAAAAUAACAGCAGACUUACCAACACAAACUCUUAAGUCAAUAAGGGAGUGGGGAGAAAUAUUCCAAGUCCUGAAAGAAAAUGAUAUGCAACCGAAGCUCAUAUACCCCUCAAAAUUAAUGGAGAAAUAAGAUAUUUUCAAAACAAGGAGGAACUGUGGGAGUUCAUGGCCACCAAUCCAACCCUACAGAGAGUGCUGAAGGACAUUACAGAGAAAAGAGAGGAAGAGAUAACCAGGAUUCCAGCAACAGUGGCAGAGAGGCCUCAGUGAACGGGGCAGACAGUGGAAUGAGGGAAUAAGGUGGACAAAUUAUAGCAGAAAAGUGGAGUAGCAGACAUGAGGCAGAGACGGUAAGCUAUAGGCUUUAGUAUAGACAGCUCUGAAACACUAUAAAAAAAAGAAAAAGGCAGAGGUCAUUGUUAAUGGUGUAUAAGGAUUUAAAAGACAUAGUAGUCUUAUUGACAUAUUUAGUUUGAAUUUAAUACAUACUGGUCUGUCCAUUCAUAUCAGAUUUGAGGGCACAGACAUCUUGACCCAAAAAUAGCAGGUUAUACCAUGGUAACUAUCCUUACUUUCCUAUUAACUUAAACUGAAAUCCUACAAUACUUACAUUGUCUUACUGUGACUGAUCUUAAUUGAAUCUGAAUCAUAAGACUGUGGGUUGGCCAUGGCUGAUUCUAUUUGAAAUUGGUAUGCUUGUUAGUAUCAACCCUAAAAGUAGAGGCAACUACUCUGAGGAUGACAAGAUGUAAAGGAUAUCCAUAUGGGUAUUAAUUAGUAACAGCUCUCAAAUCCUACAAUGCUGUCAAAGUUAAGUUUUUAUAAACAUAGUUGAUACUAUAUUUAACUAUAAUAAGCCAGUGUGGUGGUCACAUCUAUUGAAAAUAACAAGAGAAAACAUAGUAACUACGGAAGAUCAUCUAUAUUGUGGUCUUAUAUGUCUUAUCCAUUGCAUGUUUUGCUAGGAAAUUGUUUUGCUGUCUUGCUAUGACUUGGUAUUCCCUAUAAUACAGAGAGAAUAGACAUAUAUGUAGAAAUUCACACAUGGCGGUUUUUUUUCUUCUUUUUAAUUAUUUACGGGAACAGAUUAUAUAAUGCAAGAUGUAAUGAACAGAUACUCUGAGGAAGAGACGCUAAGAAACCCCGAGACUAAUUUGGUAGCAUUAUGAUAGAAAUUCUAGCAAUACUAUUGUUCACUGAUUAGAAUGACAUUGAACUGGUUUCUUGAGUUCAAUUUCAGCAUAUGUAGAGAUGGGGACAGCUAUCACAAAGAGAAUGAGAGAUGCGAUGGUAGUUACUAUUGUCUUCCCUAAUUUGGUACUUGAGGACCUAAAAAGCCUCCAAUGAUUUGAUUAGUUCUAUAAUAUGCAAUAAGUAUAUAAAGUGGGUGAAGAUGGGGACAACUAUUUGUAAGAAACUAGAGACAGUUAGAUAGACAAUGAAGAUCUCCAGUGGGCUUGCUGCGAAAUCUGUAUUUCUUUAAAUUGUUUUUUUAACUGCUUUGUUCUGUUUUGAUAUGUUUAAUCUUACCCUCUCUGAGAUGUAAAACAAAUGUGUAGGACUGAUAACCAUAUUACUGAACUCUUGUUCGAUCAUAGAGCAGAAGGGUUUGUAGUGUCACUUUAUGAAUGUCAUUCUAAAUACUUUAAUUCUAUAACAUGAACAGCUAUUUCUAAGAUAACAAUGUGUAACUUAUCAACCAGCAAUUUCUUACCGUUUGUUUUUCUGUAAGUUUGUAUUAUUUCUACCCUUUUUUUAUCUCCAUGUAUUCUUUUGUUUCCUUUUCUUUAAAUUUAAAAAAAAAAAAAAAAAAAAAAAAGCUUAAGCUUCUCCCUAACUGGUGAGAAGGAAACUGGGCUUUUAGAGGCCAAACCUAGGUCAUGUUUUGCCCCAGCCCCUUCAUUUCCUCAGAAAUCAAAUGAUAAGAAGUGACAGCAGGAAGCUGCCUAAAGGAAGGUUGGGGUGCUGUUACCAAAGGUGGGAAAUGAUUGCUCCUUAGGAAAAAAUAACAGCUGUGUAAUGACUAGAAGAUCACAUUGGUGGGGACUGAAUCCUCCCUGAAAGAUCCACAGCACAUACUGUCACCUUCAAGGUUCUGAGUUUCAAUACAAUUUUUUAAAAAUGCUCAUUUGGCAGUGAAUCAGAGCAUCCCCAGAAAUGGUUUCUUUUAGGCCUUGGGAAUAAUAUCCAUGUUCCUACUAAUCAGUACGUGAGUGCAUAGGUGUUUGAGACUGUGAGUAGAGGUUUAUAGUUGAUAAGUAUUUUAACCGUGUCUGAGCUUCUCAAACCAGACUCAUUUUUAGAAAUUUUAGAAUUUUAGAGCAAGACUCAUUCAUGAAGAUGUCAUGUCAUCAUUCGUAUCUACUGACUUGAUAUCUACUGGGGUUUUCAGAUGGACAUUAUAGGAAGAAAAUUUAAAAAUAACAUGGGAAUAACCACUUUUUGGAGUUUUCUUUUUCUGGUGCUGUUUCACCUGUUUUGGGGCUAGUUACACCCAAAUUAAGGAAGAAUAGAAAGCUAAAACUGUUAAUUGGGUGGACUAUGUAAGGAGUUUAUUAUUAGUAACAAAACUUUUAGACCAAAGAGAACCUCCUUAGUUCUCAAGUUAAGUUCACCUGCAGUCUGAUCCCUGUUCUCACUGUGGAGUUGCUUCCUCCCUCUCUGUUCGGAACGCUGUUACAACUGGUAUUUCAGGUCUGUAGAGGAUCCUAUAGAAACUCUUUACAUACAUCGGGCAAAUGAUUGGACUCUGGGGUCUAAAGUCAAAUGAAUUUUGAAGUUUAGAAAGUCAAAUGAACAUUUAGAAACAAGUGGAUUUGAAUAAAUUCAGGUACCACCAUGGUUUAUUACUGUAGUCUUUAUAGCAAAAACAAAACAAAACAACAAAAUCUGUUGAUAAUUUAGGUCUUUUUACUUUGAUUUCAGAACUACUUAAUAUGUAGUUCUUGGUGCUCUUAGCAGUUACAAGUUAGACUGUAAGAUGAAAGGAUUUCAUAGUUUCUGAUUUGGCUUUGGAGCAGGGAAAGUUAAUAUUAAGAUUCCAAAACAAAACAAAACUGGUUUAAUUAAACUCUUAACUAUUGAAGGACAGACCAGGAACCACUGAUAAUGGAAAUGACAGUACAUUGGUAUCGCAGUUCUUGUGCUGGGUCUUUUGGUGUUUAAAAGUAUUCCUCUGUUUUGAUAUUGUUGCAGUCAGGGUUUGCAAGAGAAACCAUUUAAUACAGGACUCAUAAUUUAUAGGAUUAUUUUUAUAAUAGUCACCCAAAGCGUCAAGUACAAAAGCAUACAGGAAGUCUGUCCAUGCACUAGAGACCCAAAGAAUCCAGCUGAGGGCCUGGAUCCCAUAGCAACGUCCCCAUGAAUCCAGCUGGAGACCUCGAGCCCAUGGCAGUGACCCCUCACCAGUCCAGCCAGCAGCCUAGAGCCCACGACAAUGUCUCAUGCAAGUCUGUUCCUCGGUUCUGCACUGGGAAGGCCUGUGCAGUGGUAGAAGCGAGAAAGUCUGUGCCAGCACAGUGAAGGAUCUGUGCCAGCAGGCUGAGGCCUGCGCUGGAGCCAGGAAGUGAUGCUCAAAGAAAGGAGCAGAGCUCCCCAAAAAGUACCCCAGCCUUCCUCAGCAGCAAUGAGACCCUGAGCUCCUCUGAUGGUGACAGUCGAGUUCGUAUCAGGAGAGCCAGCACGGGAAGCUUCUGCAGGAGAUCCCACAGCACCGCCUCUUCCUCUCCAGUUCUCCUUUGAAGCUGUUGGCAGCAAUCCUCAGGUGGCCCCUCCGCACCCAGCACCACACUGGUUCAGUUCUGCUGGGUGUUACAAGUGGGCCACCAGUUGUCCGCCCACCAUGCAUAUCUUCACUAUCUGUUCCAAUUACUUCAGAUGUAAGAAACUGAUUUCAUGUGUCCCUCCCCAUCAGCAGAAAAGGUCUAGACUCAUAACAAGAAUCUUCUGUAUGAAAUACAAUGAGUGGAUAAGUGUAAUAUGCACGUUUCCGAAAACCUAGAAUGUUUAACGGAAUCAUGUGAUGUUUGUGGAAAAGAAUAUGUGUCGUAUUUUUUAAAUGAAUGCAUACAUUUCAAUGUCAGAUUCAAAUGUGGCUUUGCUAGAAUUAAAAUGCCGGUUCACUCAUAGGUUAAUACCCUUGUAAGUUGUUACUUUCCUGAAGGAGAGUUUAUCAUCUGCUUUACAGUUGGAGAAAACGACUGUUUGAGAGCCUUCCUGUUUUAGACCUUAUGCUGUCAACAACCUCUUUGGAGGCUAUGGCUGAAGAGCCCGAUCCUGAGGCCCCACGAGACAGUUCAGAAUGGCUCUUCUCCUUCGGAGUUAUAGCUGAUAUUCAAUAUGCUGACUUAGAAGAUGGGUACAAUUUCCAGAGAAACAGACGGCGGUACUACAGACACAGCCUUCGUCACCUGCAGAGUGCCAUUGAAGAGUGGAACAAAGAAGGCAUCGUGCCCUGCUGUGUCCUCCAACUUGGGGAUGUCAUCGACGGCUACAAUGCGCAGUGUAAGACAUCCGAGAAGUCUCUAGAGCUCGUUAUGGACGCGUUUCAGCUGCUUCAAGUCCCCGUUCAUCAUACGUGGGGAAACCAUGAAUUUUAUAACUUCAGCAGAGACUACCUCACAAACUCUAAACUUAACACAAAGUUUCUAGAAGACCGGAUUAUACAUCACCCCGAGACCGUCCCUUCAGAGAAUUAUUAUGCUUACCAUUUUGUCCCCUUCCCUGAAUUCCGGUUCAUUUUACUUGAUGCUUAUGACUUGAGUAUCUUGGGUAUAGAUCAGUCUUCUCCAAGAUACCAGCAGUGUCUGAAGAUUCUGAAGGAGCACAAUCCAAACGCGGAAUUGAAUAGUCCUCAAGGACUGUGUGAGCCCCAGUUUGUGCAGUUCAAUGGAGGAUUCAGCCAAGACCAGCUGAACUGGUUGAAUGAUGUUCUGAAGUUCUCUGACACAAACCAAGAAAAGGUGGUGAUCGUGAGUCAUAUCCCCAUUUACCCAGAAGCCUCUGACUCUGUGUGCCUGGCCUGGAAUUACAGAGAGGCCCUGGAAGUCAUUUGGUCUCACAAGUGUGUGGUGUGUUUCUUGGCCGGUCACACACAUGACGGUGGCUACUCUGAAGAUCCUUCUGGUGUGCACCACGUCGACCUAGAAGGAGUCAUUGAAACUGCUCCAGACAGCCAGGCUUUUGGCACAGUUCAUGUCUACUCUGACAAAAUGGUGUUGAAAGGAAGAGGCAGAGUUCCAGACAGAAUUAUGAACUAUAAGAAGGAACUCCUCUGAGAUUGCUUUACCUUGUGUAUAGAAAGAGGAAGACUUUGCUCUGGGCUCGUUCCAGUCACACAACAAGGAAAUCACAAAAUAAAUAUCCUGAACCUCAUUGUUGUGCAUCCUUGAUAACCAAAUGUGUUCAUGCUUCAGAGUUUGUUGAUAAAAUACUUGAAAAUUGCACUUUCGAAUGAUACAUUCAUUCCUGAGAGUUAGAAAAAACAAAGGAGGAGUCUGCAGUGGGAGUCUAUAGUGCUAAUGAGGGAUCUUAGUUGUGUUUACCUAAAAAAAUGUUGGUUUAUAAAGAGAAUGUAUUCAUGUUAGCUGAAUAACUUAAAAUAUAAUAAAAAAUGAAGUUCUGUUAA
Cavia porcellus (domestic guinea pig) is the source of this 11174-nucleotide messenger RNA. RefSeq names its product manganese-dependent ADP-ribose/CDP-alcohol diphosphatase. Lineage: Eukaryota; Metazoa; Chordata; Mammalia; Rodentia; Caviidae. The record is from RefSeq and is a predicted model, not a curated record. The coding region runs from base 9778 to 10824 and encodes 348 amino acids. The transcript is spliced from 4 exons. Gene Ontology annotation, molecular function: 2',3'-cyclic-nucleotide 2'-phosphodiesterase activity; ADP-ribose diphosphatase activity; CDP-glycerol diphosphatase activity.